AUGUUUUCAUUCUACCCUUCCCCCCCGGACCUGUCUCCUGGAGAUACCCCUGGCCUUUGCUUGUUGGACUUAGCAAACGGCUUCAAACCAUCUCCAAACUACCCAUCCUCCUCUCCCGCCGAAGAAGAACAGUCCUGCGGCGUGAAAGUCUUCACCUUAUUCGAAGGAGCUAGGCGAGAUCGGGAACAGGGUAGGGCAAAAGGGGGAAUGAGGAUCGAGCUCCGGGAGGCGCCCAUCCGGAACGCCACCUCUCUGGCGGUGGCUUCUUCUUCUGCCCCGCUCAACCAGAGCGCGAAAGCGCAGUAUUUUCUUCUCCGACGAGGAAACGUCGGAAGGUAA
This is a messenger RNA of Linum trigynum, 339 nucleotides long. Lineage: Eukaryota; Viridiplantae; Streptophyta; Magnoliopsida; Malpighiales; Linaceae. The record is from the annotation of a GenBank genome assembly.